UGCCCCAGCACCAUCGGCCCACUCAUCCACAACCCCCCACCCAGUCCGUCCAACGGGGAAGGCAUACAUCACCCACGCACUGGCUAUCAGCGAGGUGAGAGCGAGGAGAGGGAGGGCGCCGCGCGCGCUGGAGAGGGGGGGGAGGUAGGCGAGGGUGAGGAGGAGGGGGAAGGUGGUGAAGAGGCGGGUGUAGAGGGUGUUUGUGGCGCUGGCGCUGGCGCGGAGGGUGGUGAUGAGGUGCUGCUGUUCUGGGGGGAGGGUGGGGGUUAGCUUGGAAGUUUGGCUGGGGGAAGGGAAAAGGGGGAGAAAGAACCUUCUUCAUCUAGUGCUUCGGGUGUGUCGUCGUCGUCGGGGUCGGGGUAUUGGAAGGUUUUGCGGAGGUGGGCUUUGGUGUGGGAUGCCAUUUUGUGGGUGGUGGGUGUAUGGAUAUAAGAGGGAGGGGGAAGUAGAUAUAACCGAUCACCUCUCGCUCUCAAAACGAUCUUUAUCGUAUCCAAUAAUUUAGCGUUUAUAAGUCCAGCAAAGACGUCACCCACCACCACUCCUCAGCCUCACUCCAAGCCUCGCGCUGACUAAUCCAAAAAACCCCCCGAGCUCCGCGCCGCCCUCUUCACAACGAAUUAUAUACCCCGUUUUCCCAACCCGCAUUCCCAACUACAAAGCGCGGCUUCGGAAUUGACAGACACACAAUAUUAUACAAUGCUGCCGCGAAUGCUGGGUGCUAGAGGGCGCGCUGUGUUGGCGCCGCUGAGGGCGAGGAUUGCGCCGAAUGCUGGAAAGACGGUGCAGAGACGGGGACUUGUCAGUCCGCCGAAGGUGGGGGGUGCGCCGUUGAUGGAGAGGAGAGCUGAUAGGGAACUACCUAAAAUCCAGCGCUCAGGAAUGAAAUGGCUGCGCUCAAUCCCCAUCUUCAUCGCUGUCCUCACCGGCUGCACCCUCGGCAUCUUCAACUAUCAAAAGUCCUCCUCCUCCGUCGUCUCCUCCACCAUGUACGCCCUUCGCACCUCGCCCGCCGCGCGCGAGUUCCUCGGCGACGAAAUCUACUUCGCGCACCAGAUGCCGUGGAUCUGGGGGGAGAUGAACCAGCUCCACGGACGGAUCGAUAUCCAUUUUGAAGUCCGCGGGUCGAAGAGGCAGGGGACCAUGCGGUUUAGGAGCUUUAGGAGGGGGGGGAGGAAUGGGGUGUUUGAGACGGAGGAGUGGAGUUUGGAGGGGGAGAAUGGGGUGAAGGUCGAUUUGUUGGAUAGGGGGGAUGUGUUUAAGGCGAUUAUGGCGGCGGAGGAGGAGCAGAAGAGGGUGGGGAGGGGGUCGUAUAGUCCGACGUUGUCGGGAUAAGAUGGUGGGUUGGUGGUGGGGAGGGAAGGGAGGCGUGGGAAUGAAAUGGCAUGGGAUGGCGUCUUUGUGGCCGCCAUGAUUUGCACGGGCCGUGUAUACUUUACUAUAGGCUGUACAACUACUCUCAAACAUCUGAUCAAAC
Pseudogymnoascus destructans is the source of this 1477-nucleotide messenger RNA. RefSeq lists its product as uncharacterized. Gene Ontology annotation, biological process: mitochondrial respiratory chain complex IV assembly. The record is from RefSeq and is a predicted model, not a curated record. Gene Ontology annotation, cellular component: mitochondrial inner membrane. Bases 700 to 1335 code for a protein of 211 amino acids. The transcript is spliced from 2 exons. NCBI's taxonomy places the organism in Eukaryota, Fungi, Ascomycota, Leotiomycetes, Thelebolales, Thelebolaceae.